AUGAGCCACCAAAUAACCGGGAAUAAUAAUAAGGUUGGGGGCGGUGGGUCCCAAUCUGGUUACUCGUGUCCGGAUUGGUUUCUUCGUACGUUUUUGCUCUUGCCCCCUGAACCAAUUGCCGCCCCCUUGAAUGAAAUGACAGCGUUGCCGCUAGACCUCUGUUUCGUGCCCUUUGACACCGUUGUGGACACGGCCUUUUGGCAUGUACUUUCAAGAAAGAAACUCGAGGAUUAUCGACUGCAGGAGGGGCCUUUCCCGAUGUCCGGAGAAUUCACUAACGGCACUCCCCUUGGCACUGCUCCACGAAUCAGCAUCGAUCAUGCCAGUCUGAAUUAG
Echinococcus granulosus is the source of this 336-nucleotide messenger RNA. Its product is annotated as Autophagy-related protein 7. The record is from RefSeq and is a predicted model, not a curated record. Lineage: Eukaryota; Metazoa; Platyhelminthes; Cestoda; Cyclophyllidea; Taeniidae. The coding region runs from base 1 to 336 and encodes 111 amino acids. The transcript is spliced from 2 exons.